AUGGUGUAACAUUUGAAUUUAAUAUAAUUGAUUAUUGCAUAUUAAUAACCUUAAGAUAAUAAAUUAUAAUAAAUAAAUUAAUGUACAUCAAUUCUUUCCUAAAAUAAUAAAACUUGGUGGACCCACACAUCUCUUGUACCAACCUAGACUUAGGAUAAGGUGACUUCAUUGGUGAAUGGAGUGGGAAGCUUUUAGAAUAAGGCAUCUCUAAUUUCGACAUAUUUGAGUUUAGAGGCAGUCAAUCGUAUCCCAGUUGCUAAGAAGUUGGCAAUUUAUUUCAAGGCAGGAAUUGUCGGUGCAGUAUUUUUGGGGUCAAGAAUAGCAGCAGCAUCGAUUUAUUAGAGAAAUGUUCAAGGAGAGAUUGGGAAGGUACUUGAUGGAGCACCCAUUUGGGAGAAUAAGUUCGACGUUCCCGAGUUGGACAAGAAGUUCUUCUUCAUUGAUGAUGAUAAUAAUUUUGAACCCUCAUUAUGGCAUCAUGGAAUCAACUCAAUUGAGAAGCCCAAGGUAUUCUACAAACAUGAGUGAAUUUUAAUCAUUUAAUGGAUAAAAUUUAAAAUAAAAUUA
Messenger RNA from Paramecium tetraurelia, 567 nucleotides. RefSeq lists its product as uncharacterized. Lineage: Eukaryota; Ciliophora; Oligohymenophorea; Peniculida; Parameciidae. The transcript is spliced from 4 exons. The record is from RefSeq and is a predicted model, not a curated record.